AGAGUCACUGGGAGUGCAGGCUUUUGUUCCAGCCCUGCUUGAACACACCUCAUUAAUAUAGUCCAUGAGGAGUGUUAGGUAUGAUGAGUCGGCUUGAAGACCCCAUUAACGUCUUUUUAAGCCUAAUAUGGGCAGCGGAAUGUGGUGACACCAUACUAAACUCUGAGUAGAUAACCAAUGAAUUGACUAGCCAUAAACACAAUAACAAUACAGAUAUGUUUAGUGUUCAGUCCAUUGACGAAUUGCUAUAGCCAAUAUAAAUAAAUGUCGAAUACGUUUAAAGCAUUACAAAGUCGUCAAAACCCGUGCAACAGACACAAAAACAACGAUUGGUUGAAUGGCCCAUUGUGUCUUUUCACCAAUGGUAAGGAAGAUAACAGGCGUGACUAUGAACACUGGCCAAUGAGUUGAUUGCGCAAUGUUUUCUAUUGACGUCAAUCUUUAUAAACCAGGAAGAAGUAGCCUACUCGGUUAUUAAUGCGACACGAACGUUGAAACGCUGGGAUUUUAUCUCCAGGACCAAUAAAAGGAAACCAUUAAACUAGCCUAUCACAUUUGUCAAGGAGCCAAAAUGGUGAACUGCUGUGGAUUGAUAACUGUUAAGAAUGAACCAGUGCCUCUGAAGAGUAUUGUUGUGGAAGUGAGUGUGCAGGGGCAUGUGGCCACUGUGAGCUCCACUCUGCAGUAUGAGAACCAGGAGCAGAGCCCUCUGGAGGCCAUCUUUGUUUUCCCUCUGCCGGGAGAGGCUGCUGUCUGCAGGUUCAGCGCAAAGAUAGGACAGACUGAGGUGGUGGCUGAGGUUCAGGAGAAACAGAAGGCACAGGAGCAGUAUGAUGAUGCAUUGAGUUCGGGCCAGCAGGCCUUCCUAUUGGAGGAGAGUGAUGAGAGCCCGGACGUGUUCAAGCUGAGUGUGGGCAGUCUGCCUCCAGGGGAGAAGGCCUCUGUCAGCCUGGACUAUGUGACAGAGCUGGCUGUACAGGCUGACGACGGCCUGAGGCUCUGCCUGCCCGCCGUGCUCAACCCCCGCUACCAACCCCAGGGGUCAGACAGUGGUAGUGGUGGCAGUGCCCAGGUGUCCUCGGUGCCCGCUGGUUCUGUCCCCUACAGUCUGUCCCUCAGUGCCCAUGUGUCGUCCCCUCAUCCCAUCUCUAGAGUAGAGUCCAACUGUCCCCUGGACCCACUCAACUACCUCAACACAGAGAAAACGCAAGCCACGGUCAGUCUGGCUGCAGGUCAUCAGUUUGACCGGGAUGUUGAGCUGUUGUUGUAUUACCAAGACACCCACCAGCCUACUGCUAUAGUAGAGGCAGCUCAGGCUUCUGCCAAGCCAGGCUCUCUGAUGGGUGAUCCAGUGGUCAUGCUGAGCUUGUACCCAGAGUUCCCCAAGGAUGUGAUGUCAUCUAUGACCUCACACGGGGAGUUCCUGUUCGUAGUGGAUCGCUCUGGCAGCAUGGAAUGCCCCAUGCACCUUGGGUCUGGGUCACAGGACCGUAUUGGCAGUGCCAGGGAAACUCUGCUGCUCUUGCUGAAAAGCCUGCCCAUGGGCUGCUACUUCAACAUCAUCGGCUUUGGGUCCAGUUAUGAGUCCUUCUUUCCUAAGAGUGUGGAGUACAGCCAGAAGACUAUGGAUGAGGCUCUGCAGAAGGUGAAAGAAAUGAGGGCUGACCUGGGAGGUACAGAGAUCCUCCAGCCUUUAAAACAUAUCUACAGCCAGCCCUGCCUCCCCGACCAGCCCAGACAGCUCUUCUUGUUCACUGACGGUGAGGUGGGGAACACCAAGGAAGUCCUGGAUCUGGUGAAGACGAAUGCCGGUUCUCACAGGUGUUUCUCCUUUGGGAUCGGGGAGGGGGCCAGCACUGCUCUCAUUUCUGGGGUGGCCAAGCAGGCCAGAGGGCACGCACAGUUUAUCACAGGACAGGACAGGAUGCAGCCCAAAGUGAUGCAGUCUCUCCGGUUUGCCCUGCAGCCAGCUGUGGUGGACAUCUCAGUCAAGUGGAAUGUCCCAAAGGGGGUGUCUGUCAACCCUCUGUCUCCACCAAUCAGAGUGGUCUUCCAGGGUCAAAGGGCACUUCUGUAUGCCCAGCUCACUGGGGAGAGCUCGGGGGACACAGAGGGCUCAGUGACAGUGAAGUACAGCCUGGCCAAGCAGCCUGUUGAGAACCAGCUGAGCUUCAGUCUUAAGCCUACAGAGAACACUGGAAUGACCGUCCACAGGCUGGGUGCUCGAACCCUAAUCCAAUCCCUGGAGGUGGAAGAGAGGGAGCAGGAUGGUGAGAAGGAGGGAGUGAAAGAGAAGGUGAUAGAGCUCAGCGUCCAAUCAGGAGUGAGCAGUGCCUUUACUGCCUUCAUCGCUGUCCACAAAGGAGAUGGAGAGGCCCUGCAUGGACCGCUGCUACACAGACAUGUCCCCACACCAAUGUUGUAUCACAGCUCCAUGCCCAUGUUGCUGUCGUGUGGUAUGACUCGGUGCAGCCCCAUGGUGAUAGCGUGUAGUCUGCAGAAGAAUAUUUGUGCCCCAGCUUUGAAUGCUAUAGAAGUAUUCGGCUAUGACAACAACUGUUCUGAAGACUUUGACUCUCCAGCCCCAACCUCUAAGCCUGUGAGGGACCCUCUCCUCCAGCUGAUCUCCCUUCAGAAGGCCUCUGGUUCCUGGGUCCUAGAGGCAGCAUUGGCUGAGGUGCUGGUGAAGACAGAGGAGGAGGUGUCCAAGCCAAAGCCUGCACAGGUGGACCAGGAGGUGUGGGCCACGGUUCUCGCCCUGGUAUGGCUCUAUGGUUUCAAGAUGGAGGCUCAGGAAGAGUGGCAGUUUCUGGCCAUGAAGGCAGUAUCAUGGAUUCAGGCUCAGAAAGUGGCCAGUGUGUCUGAGUGUGUCCAGGCUGGAAACACCCUUCUGGGUUGCCAAGUGCAGAAAGACACCCUGGGGCUCUGACAUGUUCACCCUCCCAGUCCUCAAUCUGUCCCCCAUACGUCUACUACUCUACCUGGGGUGGGAUAUAUACACACAACCCUGCCUGCUCCAAGUCCCCUACUCCAAGCAAACUGGUGGAGCGAGCAACUGUAUCUGCCUAAACAAGCCUAAUUAUCAACGUCUUGCCUAUAUCAGCUGAUUGUCAUUUACUGUUGGGACACUUAUGUAUCUCAAUGUAUUGGUUGUUAUUAACAUAUCAACAUUCAUCUUCGUGUGACGUAUACAGCUAAACUUGUUUCGACUUUUCUUUGGUUAUCAAUUCCAUAUAGACUACUGGAAACAAUAUGUAUGCAGUACUUGUCAUCACUAACCAAAAUGCUUGGUAAAAGGCCUUAUUAUUGUAUGUAUGCAUUAUCCACGUAUAUGAAGCCAAAUGCAUGCAGGGAGAAGUUGUGGAUAAUAUGAAAAGCCAGAUGAGUGCCUAUCUGGGUGCCUUUACUGUGUGAUCAUGUAACACUGUCUCUGUAUUCAUGUAAUUCCUCAUAUACAUUACCGUUCAAAAAUUUGGGGUCACUUAAAUAUUUUCUUUUUUUUUUUUUUAAGAAAAGCACAUUUUUGUCCAUUUAAAUAACAUCAAAUUGAUCAGAAAUACACUGGAAUAACACAUGGAAUCAUCUAGUUACCAAAAAUGUUAAACAAAUCACAAUGUGAGAUUCUUCAAAGUAGUCACCCUUUGCCUUGUUGACAACUUUGCAAACUCUUGGCAUUCUCUCAACCAGCUUCACCUGGAAUGCUUUUCCAACAGUCUUGAAGGACUUCUCACAUAUGCUGAGCGCUUGUUGGCUGCUUUUCCUUCACUCUGCGGUCCAACUCAUCCCAAACCCUCUCAAUUUGGUUGAGGUCUGGGGAUUUUGGAGGCCCGAUCAUCUGAUGCAGCACUCCAUCACUCUCCUCCUUGUUAAAAUAGCCCUUACACAGCCUGGCGGUCUGUUGGGUCAUUGUGCUGUUGAAGAACAAAUGAUAGUCCCACUAAGCCCAAACCAGAUGGGAUGGCGUAAACAGCAUUCUGCACGUUAAGUGUUUCUUAAAUUCUAAAUAAAUCAGUGUCACCAGCAAAGCACCCCCACAUCAUAACACCUCCUCCAUGCUUUACGGUGGGAAAUACACAUGCGGAGAUCAUCCGUUCACCCACACCGCGUUUCACAAAGACAAUCCAGACCAAAGGACAAAUUUCCACCGGUCUCAUGUCCAUUGCUCGUGUUUCUUGGCCCAAGCAAGUCUCUUCUUCUCAUUGGUGUUCUUUAGUAGUGAUUUCUUUGCAGCAAUGUGACCACGAAGGCCCGAUUCACACAGUAUCCUCUGAACAGUUGAUGUUGAGAUGUGUCUGUUACUUGAACUCUGAAGCUUUUAUUUGGGCUGCAAUUUCUGAUGUUAACUCUAAUGAACUUAUCCUCUGCAGCAGAAGUAACUCUGGGUCUUCCAUUCCUGUGGUGGUCCUCAUGAGUGCCAGUUUCAUCAUAGCACUUGAUGUUUUUUUGCGACUGCACCCCCCCACCCCCCACCUUGUCACAACACAACUGAUUGGCUCAAAUGCAUUAAGAAGGAAAGAAAGUCCACAAAUUAACUUUUAACAAGGCAUACCUGUUCAUUGAAAAUCAUUCCAGGUGACUACCUCAUGAAUCUGGUUGAGAGAAUGCCAAGAGUGUGCAAAGCUGUCAUCAAGGCAAAGGGUGGCGACUUUGAAGAAUCUCAAAUAUAUUUAGAUUUGUUUAACACUUCUUUUGGUUACUACAUGAUUCCAUAUGUGUUAUUUCAUAGUUUUGAUGUCUUCACUACUUUACUAUUGUUCUACAUUGUUGAAGAUAGUCAAAAUAAAGAAAAACCAUGAAUGAGUAGGUGUUCUAAAACUUUUGACAGGUAUCGUAUGACUUCACUUGAUAAAAAUGGAUCAUAAUCUACA
This is a messenger RNA of Oncorhynchus masou masou (cherry salmon), 4868 nucleotides long. Its product is annotated as von Willebrand factor A domain-containing protein 5A-like. The coding region runs from base 572 to 2929 and encodes 785 amino acids. The transcript is spliced from 19 exons. The record is from RefSeq and is a predicted model, not a curated record. NCBI's taxonomy places the organism in Eukaryota, Metazoa, Chordata, Actinopteri, Salmoniformes, Salmonidae.